AUGAGUAGCGACAAUUACCGCGGUGACCCCAACGAUGGCGGCCCACUGGAUUCCGACGACUGGACCUCCUACGUUCCGUAUCCAAUGCAUGAAGCUACUCGCGAGCGGGUCGAAGACGGAGAGGAACAUGACCAGGAGUAUUAUGAUGAAAUUUUGAGGGAAGAAAUGGCAGAACAUGAGCGGCUUCAUGCGUCCGGCGAUGCGGAGGGACUCGAGUUGGAGGUUGUAUUGGAGCAAGUUCCGGUCGGUAAUGAGGAUGAUGAGGAUGAUGAGGAUGAAGAAGAAGAAGAUGAUGAUAAUCAAGCUACUGCCGAGGAGAGGGAGGGGGGUCAGCUACUGAGGAGAAUUGUGAGACUUGUUGGGAAUGGUGCCUCGGGGGCAGUUGGGUUGAGCCAGCGACAGAUUCUUGCUUUGCUGAGAGGGCAUGAUCUCACGGACUUGAUUUUUGAUGAUGCCGAGGUUGAUGAGAUGAUGUAUCAGCGGCGGACCAACAGACAAGACCCGGAUAGGUUUCCCAAGGUACCGAGUGAGGAGGGGAGGAAACUGAUGGAGUCGGGGGCGUUUGGGUCGUUUGAUAUCCGUGAUCGGAGGUAUAAGGAUAUCUCGAGGAGGAUUCUCGAUCGAGAGCUAGGUCUGGGCGGCAAGGCUGAGCAGCUGAGGAAUCGAGGAAUGAUGCUGCAACAGAUGAUACCGGUAUCCAAGCCAGAGAUGAUUAUCCAUUACGACGAUCCCGUUUGUUGCGGCCAGUUCUCCGACGAUGGCAACUUCUUUUACACCUGCAACAAAGACUUUAAAGUACGGUUAUACGAUACCUCGAAUGUUUACGACUGGAAGUACUACAAAACAUUCGACUACCCGUUUGGUCAAUGGACGAUGACCGAUGCCGACCUCAGCCCUGAUAACCGCUGGCUGGCGUUUACGUCGUUGCAGCCUGAAGUUGCGAUUGCUCCCACCGACCCGAAGGAUACCGGCGAUUCAUACACACUUAACUUUGCCGGAGGGCACAGUCAGCCUGGGUAUGGUGGGAGCUUUGCCAUCUUCUCCGUGAGGUUCUCAGGCGAUGGGCGUCAGCUUGUCGCGGGCACGAAUACCGACUCCGUGGUAGUGUAUGACAUCGAAACACGCACAACACUACAUCACGUUCAUGGGCAUAACGACGAUGUGAACGCCGUUUGCUUUGCCGACAAGAACUCGCCUCACAUCCUGUACUCCGGCUCAGAUGACUGUACGAUUAAAGUAUGGGACACCCGUUCCAUUGGUGAUGGCCGCCCAGCCGGGGCCUUUGUAGGACACACCGAAGGCCUUACCUAUAUCGACUCCAAGCAGGAUGGUCGUUACAUCCUUUCCAAUGGUAAAGACCAGUCGAUGAAACUGUGGGACUUGCGCAAAGCAAUGUCUACCUCCACCUUCCUUUCAACAAACCCAACGGCCAUCACUCAAUCUCCAGAUUAUCAGUUCGACUACCGCUGGCAAGAAUAUGACGACUCACGAUGGUAUCAGCACCCGCACGACAACUCAGUCGUGACUUUCCGUGGACACAAGGUUCAGAGGACACUCAUCAGAUGCCACUUUUCGCCACCCAACAGCACAGAUAGUCGAUACGUCUACUCUGGAAGUGCAGAUGGGCAUGUAUACAUUUGGAACAUGGACGCCACACUCGCGAAGACCAUUGACGUUCAAAAAGCCACAGAGCCAGCCACUGGAAGCAACGCGAGACUCAGGACGAGGCGGUAUAGAUUGCAUAGCUUCGAGAAUGACUGGAGUACUAUUGUGAGAGAUGUGGGAUGGCAUCCGAAUGCGCCGGUACUGGUCGCUAGUUCGUGGAAUGGCUCGGCGAAUGAUACGGGAACGGCAAGCGUGCAUGGGUACAACGAGGCUGACGAUGAUGAUGGGGAGGAGAGUGAGGAUGAGGGGAUGGCAAUGGGGAGAGUGGUGGAUGAAAAGUUAAAUGCCCCGCGGGUGGCUACUGGAGGUUGGAGGCAGAGAUAUGAUAUGUAA
Messenger RNA from Podospora anserina S mat+, 1998 nucleotides. RefSeq lists its product as uncharacterized. The record is from RefSeq and is a predicted model, not a curated record. The coding region runs from base 1 to 1998 and encodes 665 amino acids. Gene Ontology annotation, molecular function: protein binding. Gene Ontology annotation, biological process: proteasome-mediated ubiquitin-dependent protein catabolic process. Gene Ontology annotation, cellular component: Cul4-RING E3 ubiquitin ligase complex. Lineage: Eukaryota; Fungi; Ascomycota; Sordariomycetes; Sordariales; Podosporaceae. The transcript is spliced from 3 exons.